Molecule: messenger RNA, 984 nt
Organism: Pogoniulus pusillus (Red-fronted tinkerbird)
Lineage: Eukaryota; Metazoa; Chordata; Aves; Piciformes; Lybiidae
Gene: BBIP1
Product: BBSome interacting protein 1
Exons: 4
Coding region: 64-270 (68 amino acids)
Biological process (GO): cilium assembly; receptor localization to non-motile cilium
Cellular component (GO): BBSome
Source: RefSeq, a predicted model, not a curated record
UGUGCAAGCCUUUGCGGACGGCGCCAGGGCACCGCGCCUGCGCGCCGCCGUGCAGCAGCCACCAUGCCGGAGGGGAAGGCCGCGUUCCGGGAGGUGCUGCCCAAGCAAGGGCAGCUGUCGGUGGAAGACAAGGCCUCCAUGGUGCUGUGCAAGCCCAAGGUGCUGCCCCUUAAGUCAGUAACGCUGGAGAAACUGGAGAAGCUGCAGCGGGCGGCGCUGGAGGCGGCGCAGCCACCCGACGAGGCACCGGCGUCUCAGCAGCAGCCCUAGCCUCAGGAAGAGGCGGUGGGGAGCGUCCCUGGUCGUGGCCGCACCCGCGGCUCGGAGUUUCAUGUAUACAUUUUCAAGAAAUCUGAAGCAGAGCAGCUGCGAGUCAGUGGAAAAGGGUUCUGCUGACACCACAUGAAGAUAGAGGGCAAGUACCCAUGAGUUAUGUAAUGAAGAGAGACCAAUGGAAAUUCAUGCCCAGUAGCGCACUAUGCCACAGCACAAGGCGUUAACUUUCAGCACCAUUCCCUGCAAGCGGCUCUUCAGUCCUUGACAGCAAGCCUGCCUGUUUUCCCUCUUCCUUAGUGAUUGUGGGACCAGACAGGCAAUAGCAUGCACAAAUCAGAGAAAAGACAUUUUCAGAAUUACUUGUGAGGAAAGGCAUUCCCUAAGGGGAAAAAAAGAAUCUCACAGCAACUGCCUCCUAUAUUAAGAUGGUCCUGCAGAGUUCCAGCACGACAAGAUCUCUCUGCCUAAUUCAGUGCCCUACUCCUCACAGACUACAGAAGUAACAUUCGGAGCAAAUCUACAGAUCACAGAUAUCUGAACAAGCAGGUUUUCUAACUAUUAGAAAGAAGCUUUCCAUGAUCAAGAAAUGUAGCAGAAGUCCAAAAGCCUGUCCUUCCACCAUACAUCUCCAUUUACAACCUCAGAAAAGCUGAGCAUACUGCAAAUCCCACCGAAUACUCAGUCUUCAUUAAACUUUCUUCUAUGAAA